Triticum urartu is the source of this 1550-nucleotide messenger RNA. Its product is annotated as phenolic glucoside malonyltransferase 1-like. NCBI's taxonomy places the organism in Eukaryota, Viridiplantae, Streptophyta, Magnoliopsida, Poales, Poaceae. The record is from RefSeq and is a predicted model, not a curated record.
UGCGUCGUGCUAGUUUGCGUUCUCUGCUCACUUGUCAGCUCCUAUCCUAUCAUUCCCACACAAAACCCACGAAGGCGCCGCCACUGCUUGCUCAGGCGCGCCAUGUCUCCGGUGAGAGUAAUCCACGCGAGCUACGUCGACGUGCCGGCAACCGCCAUGGUGUCACCAGAACCGAUCAAGCUCACCGCGAUGGAGGCGCAGUGGGUCGUCGUCCCGGUGCUGCAGCACGUCCUGCUGUACGAGGGCGAAGGCUUGCCGCACUUCAACGACGUUCUCCAGUCCCUCAGCUCCUCCCUGGCCGCGACUCUGCGCAGCUUCGCCCCACUGGCCGGCAAGCUCGUACACCUCGAAGGCACGGGCGACGUUGCUAUUGUCUGCUCCUCCUCGGACGGCGUCGGUUUCAUCGUCGCAGAGUCCGACGCCGACAUCCACCGCCUCGCCGGCGACGAGGAGCACGACGUGCGCGUGCUCGAGCGGCUCGCGCCGGAGGUGGACAUGGGCGAGCUGCCGACCCCCGUCCUGGCCGUGCAGGCCACGCGCUUCGAGGGAGGCGUGGCGGUCGGGGUGACGGUGCACCACGGCGUCGCCGACGGGUGGUCGCUGUGGACGUUCGUCGAGGCGUGGGCGACGGCGUGCCGAGGCGAGACGCGGGCGGCGACGCCGUGCUUCGACCGCUCGCUCGUCAAGCUGCCUGGUGGCCAAGAGCUGGCCAGGAGCUUCUUGAGAAAGUACGCGCCAAAUCUACCAAAGGCGGUAUAUCCGGCGCCGCUCUUAGAGGACCAUGCACGGUUGACGCGCCGGACGUUCACCUUGGACGCGCGGAACAUCCAGCGCCUCAAAGAGCGCAUCGUGCGUCUCGGCGAAGCCCAAGGCGCGGCGCCGCCGUCCACCUUCAUCGCGGUCGUCGCGCUCGCCUGGACGUGCUUCGCCCGGUGCAAGCCGUUCGCCUCGGACGACGACGUGAUGGUCGGCUUCCUCGCGGAUGCCCGGCACCGCCUCGAGCCUCCCGUCGACGCGGGAUACUUCGGCGCGUGCCUCACCGGAUGCAUCGCGAGCCUCCCCCCGCGCGAGCUCCGCGACGAGCACGCCCUGGCGGCCGCGGCGCGUGCGGUGCAGGAGGAGGUCCGCAAGAAGACGGAGGACCCGAUGGCCGGGUGCAAUUUCCUGGCACCGGCGUUCACGGUCGCCAUGGAACGGCUGAUGAACGUGUCUGGCGCGUCGAGCUUCCGGGCCUACGAGCUGGCGGACUUCGGGUGGGGCAGGCCGAGGCGGACGGAGAAUACCAGGAUGAACCGCGACGGCCAGGUGGCGCUGAUGCGCGCCAGGGACGGGCUGGGAGUGCAGGUAUCGGUCUCGCUGCUCGAACCGGCGCAAAUGGCCGAGUUCAAGUCUCAGUUGCUCGAGUUAGUCGGUUAAAUGUGAGGGAGCACUCCUCCAUUUAUUUUUACUUGGCAUAUAAAAUUUGUCUGAAACCGUAAAGUUUUAAAAGUAUGUGUUAAAAAAUACAAUUAUUUAUUAAAAUACUAAAGUUAUACAUAUGAAGUACUACA